AUGAUUCUGAAAAUGGGAGGAAAGUUGCCUCCGGGAGCGAAGACUUCCGAAAAGGAGAAAAAAGUGGAGAGGAAGGAUGGGAAGAAGAAAUGGGAGAAAUGCGAUGACCGAUGCCCGGGUGACCCGUGGGCUUACUGUGCGGUGUUGUGGUGUGCGUGUGCCAUGAGCCUUAUCUCGAGCGGGUAUAGUUUAUAUAAGCAGCAGGGCCUUCAAGAUAGGCUCUCGCUGUUGGAAGAGCAGCAUUUAGCGUUGAGGAGUGCAGUAUUGGAGCCGCAGCAACCGCUGGUGGAGAGACUUCGCAGGGAGGUGCUGUCUAGGCCGCCUGGCUACUGGCGAUCGAGACGGAGCAUCAGAGAUUAUGGGGACUGCGUCUGCCCACCAGGUUAG
Molecule: messenger RNA, 387 nt
Organism: Parnassius apollo (apollo)
Lineage: Eukaryota; Metazoa; Arthropoda; Insecta; Lepidoptera; Papilionidae
Source: the annotation of a GenBank genome assembly